Molecule: messenger RNA, 327 nt
Organism: Lactuca virosa
Lineage: Eukaryota; Viridiplantae; Streptophyta; Magnoliopsida; Asterales; Asteraceae
Source: the annotation of a GenBank genome assembly
AUGCAUCGUCGACUUCUCCAGCACCAGUCACAUCGUCUUGCACUCUUGCUCCUCCUGUUACCGCCGCAGCUAGCAGCGUCGCCGUCGCUUAUGAAAGCCAUUAGGGAAAAGAACAUAAGAUUGGGGUUAUCUUUAAUCUCUAAUGGGGCAAACAAAAGGGUUAAAUCGGGAAGUAAAAGCAAAAAUGAGCCAAAAGAAUGUUGCUCAAAACAUCCCUUCUCUACUCUUCUUCAAAAAUAUGGUAUCGGAACUCGUAAGAAGGCUUCGCUAGGGUUCCUCUUUUCCCUAUAUCUUUGGAAGCUUCAUACAGGAGGGUUUUUUCAGUAA